GUUUACAUAUCUCUCGAGUGAUCCCGAGGUCGGUCGGUAUACGGUCCCUGACCGCAAAUACGCCCCAAGCGUCACGUGCAGCGCACGGUUUUCCUUUCCUCUCUCUCUCUCUUUUUUUCCGGCAAAAUUCCUAGUUCGUGUUUCGCUUCGGGUGUCGUAAACAGGGUGUACAUCAGGCGGGUUUAUCGAUCACCUGUGUGACAUUAUUAAUAUAGUUAUGCCCAUCUGUGUAGCCUCAUGGCAAACCUGAUUUUCUUCGGUGUACCUUUAUCCGUGGGAUCCGUCGACGAUUUGACGCUAUAUUUUUACAUUGCAUGCGGCAUCACCGCCGGCGCGCUUAUCUUACUUUUCACUCUGGUGAUCGUGCUAUUCGUGAAAGUAAAUCGAUUAGCCGGAGACGGGUCCAACCAACUAAACAAGCAGACGAGUAUGAUGGCAGACUUUUGUUACACCAAUCCCACAAUCGUGCCUGGAGAAUUGCUCUCUCGUCGUGGCUUUUCCAUGUACAGCGGGGCCGAUAACUUCGACGACGAUUUCGGCAAAAACAGGAACGGCCAUUAUGGAACGUAUCAUGAGGCUCGAUCGAAAUUCUGAUCGCAAUUUAAAUCUGAGAUAACCGAUCUCGUGUUAUGGUGCAAUUGAUACGCCGGCCAAUUAAUCGUUAAACCAAAUAGAGAUUAAGUAGGUAAUGUAAGGUAUCAGUUUAAAUUAUUGGAUAGAGUUAUGUUAUUAAUAUUACUUACUUCUUAACGUAUAGUCUUUCUCUGUGUAACUUAUUGCAUAAUGUAACGCGUUACAGCAUCCAAAUUUAAUAUUUCUUAUUAACUUUGUACUGUUAUAUAUAGCACAUGUUCCUUCGAUAUUAGAGAAUGUGAUCUUUCCUUGCGGCAUAAGAUAACGUUAAAAAGUUCGAUAAAGCUUGAUCAAUCUUGUAUAUAAUUAAUAAUUACAGCCGUGUAAUUUUACCGGAGACAAUUUAUAAUUUGUUUUUCAUUUAAACAUCUUCGAAUAUUCUCGAUAUUAUUAAAGUAAAAAUUAAUAGUCCUUUUAAAGAACAACAAAUACUACAAGAUAGCCUGAAUGAGAUCAAUUAUUUAUUAUAUACACUAUAUACAGGGUAUCAGAUAAUAAUUGCAUCACUUCUCAUGAAUCUCAUCAAAUUAAAUAAAAGAGAAAAGUUCUUUAUGUUUAUGAAUUUUUCAAUAAUUGCACUGAGAAAAAUUGUAAUAUUUAAAAGCAAAAUUUAUUUAUAAUGUUUUCUUUAAUAUUUAUUAUUGACCUUAAUAUUUAUUUUGAUUAUAAAAAAAUUUGAUUAAUUAUGUGUUGAAUAUAUAUUUCUACAACUAUAUUUUGUUUGUUUCAUUAAUUAGUUUUCAUUGACAAAUUGAACAAUUAUAUCUUUUAUUGAUUUAUUUGGUAGGAAUAAAAUUUUAUUUUACUGUAUUGAAGUAAAGAUUUAUUUCAGUGAAAUAAACAUUAUAUCCCACAAAUAAAUUUUUUAAUAUUUGUUUCUCUAAAUGUAAUGAGAAAUUAAUUGAUAAAGCAGAGAAUUUUUUUAAUUAAUUUAAUUCAUUCUAUUUACUCAUGAGAAGUGAUGCAAUCAUAAUAAAACAUCUUGUUUCUUGUUAUCUGAUUUACCAGCCAUUUGCGUAGAUAAUGUUGAAGGUUUACUUGAAGGUACCCGAGGAUAUCUACAGAUGUCUCCAUAUGCAUUUUGCCGCAGAGAAAAAUAUACAUGGUGCUCCGAAGUAAUAUAUUUGUCAUACUUUUCAUAAGACUAGAAACAAUUUGGGAUGCAUAAUACUUCAUGCAUUUAGAAUGCACAAUAUUUUUUAAUAGAUAAGAAAAGGAUAGUGAUAGACUUUAUGAAAUAUACUAGUCGACUCAAUAUUUUUUAAAUAGAUUCAUAAUUUCAUAAUUAUUCGUAAGAAUCCGAAUGUAUGUAUCACUGUGUAAUAUAAUAGAAAUAUUCAAAUAUGCAGUACCAAAGAUAAUUAUACUUAAAUUAAUAAAUAUAUCACAUCUACUGAAAAAUAAUUAAUUGUAUUUAUAACACAUAAAUGAAGGUAACAUUUUGAUCAAAAAUUUGAGUUAGCAUUCAUAUUGCUUAAUUUAUUAUAUUUUUUUAUAUACGUUUAACAUAUCAAUGCUGACAAUAAUUAAAUACACAAUAUGCGUAUAGACAAAAUAGGCAUUAUACUUGUAUAUUUUUGAGUGGUAUUUAGUAAAUUAACUAUAAAGUUAAAUUAAUUAUUAAGUUUAAUUAAGUCUGAAUGAAAAUAAUGAAUUAAAUAAAAUUAUAAAAUCAUGAAUAAAAAAUAAAUAAAAAUUAUACAUAAAUUUUUAAUUUAAGAAACGAUUAUAUACAUACGUAGGUAUAUAAUAUAAUUGUUAUUAUAAUUGAUUAUUUUCCAGUACAUAUGUCGAACAGAUUCUUCUA
Messenger RNA from Monomorium pharaonis (pharaoh ant), 2440 nucleotides. RefSeq lists its product as uncharacterized. The transcript is spliced from 3 exons. The record is from RefSeq and is a predicted model, not a curated record. The coding region runs from base 238 to 594 and encodes 118 amino acids. NCBI's taxonomy places the organism in Eukaryota, Metazoa, Arthropoda, Insecta, Hymenoptera, Formicidae.